AUGGGCUCUGUCGGCGUCGCAUUUUAUGAGGGCUCUUUCUCUCUGCUGGAGGCAUAUAUUGUCCCGUUCGGCAAUGAAACCGCCAUGAUGGUACGUUUUGAAUGCCUGAUGAAUGACGGCCGCCUUGAUGGGGUUUCUUGUGUGUGCAGGAUGUGAUAGUGUACGCGACGGAUGAGGAGUGCGAGCCCUCGGUGUCCAUCAGCUUGGCAGGGUGUGCCAACCCGAUCUACCCUGGAAGUGGAUGGAUACCCUCCCCUCUAUCCUGCGCUUUUUGCCCUAUCGCUGGCGCUCGGCCCGGCCCAGAUAAAGGUGGGUCUCUCGGAAGGAACAGAAUGCAACACAAACAAAAGGCUGUUGUCUUCUGUCACAGGUGGGUUUGAGCAACCAGACAGAGGCCCAGACACACCCAGGUGAUGAGGGGGAAUCGGUGAAUGGCGCACCCAGCUGCAGUGCAGAUGGGGUGCCCUCUAUCGGCUGUCUGUCCAUCGGCUGUCUUGUCUGUGUCUUGUCUUUCCUGUGUCGCAAGUCAUAUCGCGUAAUGUGAUUCCCUUCCCUCCUCUCUCUCGUGAGGCCAUUCUUUGUGUAUGCUGUGGGAGUUAAGGGCGGUCAAUCUGUCCGUCCUGCCUGAGGAUUGCCUGUUUGAUGUAUGCGGCCUCCCUGCCUGUCUGCCAGUGUGCCUGCCUGUCUGGCAUGUACGUUUCUGUUUGUGCUGAUCUAGUGAGAAUGAGAAUGCGUGGGCCUCGACAGACUUGUUGCUGUCAUGGCUGAUUUGAUUGAGUGAGCGGAUGGCGUCAGUCAAUUGAGAAUCGACUGACUGCCUCUGAUAAUAAGACUCCCG
This is a messenger RNA of Vitrella brassicaformis, 838 nucleotides long. The record is from the annotation of a GenBank genome assembly. NCBI's taxonomy places the organism in Eukaryota, Vitrellaceae.